Emiliania huxleyi CCMP1516 is the source of this 342-nucleotide messenger RNA. RefSeq lists its product as hypothetical. The record is from RefSeq and is a predicted model, not a curated record. Lineage: Eukaryota; Haptophyta; Isochrysidales; Noelaerhabdaceae. The transcript has 2 exons. The coding region runs from base 1 to 342 and encodes 113 amino acids.
AUGCGCGUCGCCUCGGAUUGGCUGCUGGCACUCUCGAGGCUAUGCCUACACAGCCUCGCGCGCAUGGGCAGUCAAGAGGGACCACGCACCUUCUCAGGACAGCGCCGCUCUGACCUGCGCCUCACCACUGACCGGGAAGGCCGCCAAGUGGGCCAGCACCGGUCGCACAUUGUGGCAGCAGUCAGCAGUGUAUGUCUGAUAGCUAGAGCACCAGCGUCAGGGUCGCAGGGUCGGAUCGUGUCAAGCCUCUCGCCCGGCCGGCUGCGUGCAGACGUCGGCCUGUCUGCUGUCUGGAGUGAUCUGUCGGCGGUCAGUGCGACCGAUCAGGUCGGAGGUUUCUGA